This is a messenger RNA of Taeniopygia guttata (zebra finch), 1712 nucleotides long. RefSeq names its product small RNA binding exonuclease protection factor La (gene SSB). Gene Ontology annotation, cellular component: ribonucleoprotein complex; nucleus; cytosol. The record is from RefSeq and is a predicted model, not a curated record. Lineage: Eukaryota; Metazoa; Chordata; Aves; Passeriformes; Estrildidae. Gene Ontology annotation, biological process: positive regulation of translation; tRNA processing. Gene Ontology annotation, molecular function: mRNA binding.
GUGAAGACAGCCUCCGCAGAAGUAAAGGCGCACUGAUGCGGCCGCGCCCUGCAGGCAGGAGUCUGGCGAGCCCCUCGUUCUUCCCCAGCUGCUGUCCCGGGAGGUUCCCGGACCUGCGCUGCGUCAGCUGGUGAAAAUGGCUGAAAAUGGGAAUGGUGAAAACAUGUCUAUCUUGGAAAGCAAAAUCUGUCAGCAAAUUGAGUACUAUUUUGGCAAUCACAAUCUACCAAGAGACAAGUUUCUAAAGGAACAGAUCAAACUAGAUGAUGGCUGGGUACCUUUAGAAGUAAUGAUCAAAUUCAACAGGUUAAGUCGCCUUUCAAAAGAUUUUGGUGUUAUUGUAGAAGCACUGAGAAAAUCCAAGACUGGUUUAAUGGAAAUAAAUGAAGACAAAACUAAAAUCAGAAGAUCUCCAAAUAAACCCCUUCCUGAAUUAAAUGACCAGUAUAAGGCUGCAAUUAAAAACAGAUCUGUAUAUGUUAAAGGCUUUCCACUAGAUGCUACUCUUGAUGAUAUCAAAGAAUGGCUUGAGGAUAAAGGUCCAGUUGAAAAUAUUCAAAUGAGGAGAACGUUGCAGAGAACGUUUAAGGGUUCAAUAUUUGCAGUUUUUGAUAGUGUUGAAUCUGCUAAGAAGUUCACAGAAAUACCAAAUCAAAAAUACAAAGACACAGAGCUGAUAGUACUUUUCAAGGAGGAGUAUUGUACAAAGAAGAAUGAAGAAAGGAAACAAAACAAAGUAGAAGCGAAAGCAAGAGCUAAACAGGAAAAAGAAGAAAAGCAGAAACAAGCAGCAGAUGCUGAAAUGAAAUCUCUGGAAGAAAAGACAGGAUGUCUUUUGAAGUUUUCUGGUGAUCUAGAUGACCAAACGUGCAGAGAAGACCUCCAUGCUGUGUUUUCUGGUCACGGAGAAAUCAAGUGGAUACACUUUGUUAGAGGUGCAAAGGAGGGAAUUAUCCUAUUUAAGGAUAUUGCCAAAGAAGCUCUGGAAAAAGCCAAAGCAGCACAUAAUGGGAACUUGCAGCUUCGGAACAAGGAUGUUGCAUGGGAAGUGCUAGAAGGAGAUGCAGAGAAAGAAGCUCUGAAAAAAAUCCUGGAUGAUCAGCAGGAAUUGCUGAAACAGAAAACAAAAGGGCGCAAAAUUAAAGGAAAAGGAAGAGGGGGAAAGAUAUCUCAGGGUGCACAAAAAGGAAAAGUACAGUUUCAGGGCAAGAAAAUAAAGUUUGAGAAUGACGAAGAAGAUGGUGAAAAUGAUACGAUUACAGAACCAGCAAGUCCCAAGAAGAGACCACUAGAAGAAACAGAAAAGGAAGAACCUCCACCAAAACAACUGAAAACAGAAAAUGGAGAUGGCAAUCAGUAAUACUCAAAUAAAAAGAAUUUUAAAAAAUAGUGGUUUUAUUGUUCCAUUUUCAAUAGAUUUUAAAUACAUGCCUCAGUUCAGGACUUUUUUGGCAGAAAAUCUAAUGAAAUCCACUUCAAUGUCAACCUACAAUUAGAAAAAAGUGAUAUUUUAUUGGGUUACAGCUUUUUUUGUUCAAGAAGCAUGCUUACUGCUAACAUAAAACCCUGGAAAGCUUUUCUGUUUAUAGUUUUGUUUAUUCUGUCAGAUCUCAUUUUUUCUGGCACCUUAUUCAAAUGUAAAAAGGUUUGGACUUUGUAAUCUUGUGGUUAUGUUUAAUAGCAGCUGGCAAUAAAUUCAGAACUUAAAACUG